AUGCAACAUGCGGUGAGAAACCGCAAUAACUAUUUCUGCGGUGUUGCAGGAGCGCGUAACAGUGGUUACGGGCAGCAGCCGCUUGCUGCGGGGUUGAAUCCCACCUUGGACGUGGAUGUUACUUUAGUGCUGCUGGAGGGCGGCGCCGACGCCGGCGCGCUGGACACGGAGGGCCGGUCGGCGCUGUGCCUGGCGGCGGACCGCGGCCACGCCGGCUGCCUGGAGGCGCUGCUGGCGCGCGGGGCGGACGCCGAGCGCAAGGACCUGCGCGGCUGGAAGCCCCUGCACAAGGCCGCGUGGCACGGCCACCUCGACUGCGUGCGCGCGCUGCUGCGCCGCGGCGCCGACGUCCACGCCAAGGCCCACAUCAUUCUGGGCACCAAUGCCUAA
This is a messenger RNA of Gryllus bimaculatus (two-spotted cricket), 390 nucleotides long. Lineage: Eukaryota; Metazoa; Arthropoda; Insecta; Orthoptera; Gryllidae. The record is from the annotation of a GenBank genome assembly.